AUGGGCUACCUCGAUGCCUUCAAUACCAAAUCUCCAAGGGGGGCCGAAGUAUCUGCAGACAAUACUGAGCAUAAAAACGUGGCACCCGAUAACGAUACCUUUUCCCAGUCUGGAGCUCAGACUUCGAAGCCCUCCAGUGAAAAUGAGAGUACUCUAGUCGAUGAGCCUUUGAUGAGAAAUUUAACUCUCAAUACUGACUUCGAGAAAGAACUUGUCAGUCGUAACACGCCAACGCCUGUUCUCAACGACUCCAAUAGGGAGUUGGUCCCCAGUGAACCGCUCAAUAAGCAGCCAACACAAGAAGACAGAAAAGAGGAUGGGGACACUCAAACGCCGGAGGACGAGGAUGGAUUUCCCAACGCAUGGAGAUUGACUUUGAUCAGUAUUGCUCUCUGUCUUUGCGUGUUCUGUGUGGCAUUGGACAAUACAAUUAUUGCAACAGCAAUUCCCAAAAUCACCGAUCAAUUCAACUCGCUCGACGAUGUCGGUUGGUACGGCAGUUCAUACCUCCUGACGACGUGUGCCGUGUCCCUGAUGUUCGGCAAGCUCUACACAUUCUACUCGAUCAAAUGGAUAUAUCUCAUCGCACUCUUCAUUUUCGAGGUCGGGUCGCUCGUCUGCGCUGUCACCCCCACCUCUGUCGGCCUCAUCUGUGGCCGAGCUAUCGCUGGACUCGGGGCGGCUGGUCUUUUCUCGGGCUCUAUCCUCAUCAUCAGCAAGAGUGUACCCCUGGUCAAGCGACCUAUGUAUACGGGUCUCGUUGGCGCCAUGUUUGGUAUCGCCAAUGUCGCCGGUCCUCUCAUGGGGGGCGCAUUCACCGACCACCUCACUUGGCGUUGGUGUUUCUACAUUAACUUGCCUCUCGGAGGAGUGACUUUCCUUUUCGUGCUUUUCUUCUUCCAAAGCCCAAAGGCCAUUCUGAAGAAGAACACCUUGAAGGAACAGAUCAAGGAGCUGGACCUGAUCGGCUCCCUCUUUUUCCUGCCCGCUAUCAUCAGCUUGUUGCUCGCGAUGCAAUGGGGUGGCACCAAGUAUGCGUGGGGUAGUGGGCGCAUCAUCGGCCUUUUUGUGGUGUUUGGCGUCCUCGGUCUCAUUUUUAUUGGCGUCGAGAUCUGGGCCGGGGACCGCGCCACCGUCCCGCCGCGUCUGAUCAAGAACCGUAACAUUUGGGGCUCGGCAUGGUAUGCACUUGCUAUUGGCGCUGCUUUCUUUGUCCUGACAUUUUAUCUUCCUAUCUGGUUCCAAUCGAUUAAGGGGGCAACCGCCUUGAAAUCCGGCAUCAUGAACCUGCCCACGAUCCUCUCGGUUGUGGUUAUAUCUAUCCUGUCCGGUGGACUCGUCACCAUCUGCGGAUACUACACCCCCUUCAUGAUCGCCUCGUCCGUCAUCAUGACUAUCGGCGCAGGGCUACUGUCAACCUUGGAGACAGAUUCAAACCACUCCAAGUGGAUCGGGUAUCAGGCGCUCUUUGGUAUCGGGCUGGGUCUUGGUAUGCAGCAGCCUAUGAUCGUCGCUCAGACCGCCCUUAAGCCAGAAGAUAUCCCCAGUGGCACAGCCAUCGUCAUGUUCGCUCAGACUCUUGGUGGCGCUAUCUUCGUCUCGGUCGGGCAGAACGUGUUCCAGAACCAGCUCAUCAAGAACUUGGCUCAGUAUGCGCCUGAUCAGGACGCUGCGAAGCUUAUCUCUGCCGGCGCUACGAUGCUCCGUACUGUGGUUAGUGGCGAUGCUCUACACCGUGUCCUGACUGCCUAUAAUGCUGCUGUCGUGCAUACGUUCUACGUUGCUGUUGCCAUGGGCGCGUUGUCGCUCAUUGGACCCAUCUUCAUUGAAUGGUUGUCUGUCAAGGGCAAGAAGAUCGAGGUCACCCCUAUUUGA
This is a messenger RNA of Penicillium digitatum Pd1, 1875 nucleotides long. RefSeq names its product MDR family MFS transporter. Gene Ontology annotation, cellular component: plasma membrane. Gene Ontology annotation, biological process: transmembrane transport. Gene Ontology annotation, molecular function: transmembrane transporter activity. Lineage: Eukaryota; Fungi; Ascomycota; Eurotiomycetes; Eurotiales; Aspergillaceae. The record is from RefSeq and is a predicted model, not a curated record.